AUGCUCGUGCAAGAGCUGUUAGAUCGGGGAGCAGAAAUCUUGGCACCAGGACCUCAAUAUCACAACGCCCUCAUAGCCGCUUCAACGAAUGAGAAGCAAGAUGUGGUUCAACUCUUGCUUGAAAACGGCGCUGAUCCAAAGCAAGACUACAAUAUUGCCUCCAAGGUCGCCACGGGAGACGAUGAUGGACCAAAGGGGGAGACUUAUGCCAAUGCACUCUAUGCGGCAUCGUGGAAUGGUCACGCUAAAGUCGUCAAGAUGCUCCUACAGAGCGGCGCGGACCCUACCGCGACAGCUGGAAAGUACCCAAAUCUGUUAAAGGCUGCGUCAUCUGGCCAUGCUAAACAACCAAGAACGCGGUCAUUCCGGAGUCGCCUCUACCGGAUGCGUGGAAGGGAGCUCAAUGAUUCCAGCCCCGACAAAAGGUUUGAAAGUGUCAUGCUGAUGCUGCUCGAUGCGCAAGCCGACGACCAUUUGACCCGCCAUGACAAAGACGGAUCUUCUGCUACCGACCUAUGCUGUGGGAUUCGAGCGAAUAGUCCGCGCCCUGAUCGAUAG
This is a messenger RNA of Colletotrichum graminicola M1.001, 558 nucleotides long. RefSeq lists its product as uncharacterized. The transcript has a single exon. The record is from RefSeq and is a predicted model, not a curated record. Lineage: Eukaryota; Fungi; Ascomycota; Sordariomycetes; Glomerellales; Glomerellaceae. Gene Ontology annotation, molecular function: protein binding. Bases 1 to 558 code for a protein of 185 amino acids.